Molecule: messenger RNA, 720 nt
Organism: Ostertagia ostertagi
Lineage: Eukaryota; Metazoa; Nematoda; Chromadorea; Rhabditida; Trichostrongylidae
Source: the annotation of a GenBank genome assembly
AUGAAGCUACUCGAAAAAGGCGCUCGCACAUCAGGAAGUCGCGUGCUUCUGCCUACGAACGUCCCACAUAUGGUGCAGCUCCACCAGUUUUUCGAGACAGAAACUUUCAUUAUUCUGGUGCUUGAUUAUGUUGAGUGCGGCAUGUUAUGGGAUUUUCUGAUACGUUACUUCAGUGAGUCGGAGAGGCGAUUUCUGCUCACAUUAGCAGCGAGUGGUGCAGAAGUGAGCUGUGAUGUUGAAGCUCAACAAACAAAAUUGGAUUCGAUGGAUUGCUAUCGAGGCCGUCGGCUUCACUUUUCUGUUGGAGUUGAUUUCGAGAGAGUUGCUGAAAUGCGUGACGAGACGCAUAGUAACGAUGUUCCUUCCGUGUCUGGAGUCUGUACCAUGGGUGAGGAUGCCACAGGAGCUUCCAGAGCUCCAGAAGAAUCAGCCAGUCAAACGUUGCUGGACUGUAUAUCCAAUGUGCGUUUUUACCUCCGCAGAGAAAGAAGGCGAGCAUGGCCAGGACGUCGUCCGCUUCCGGAACCAUUAAUUGUUCACUGGACAGCGCAGAUCGUCAGUUGGUUGUAUGUUAUGCAUACUGAACACGGAGAGGCAAUCGGUGAUCUGCGUCCUGACAAUUUGCUGAUUGACAUGGAUGGUAACCUGCAGAUGACGUACUAUGGUAAAUGGCAUAAUAACGGUAAACCGAAAGACAUUGUAGAAGGCUAUAGUGCUCCA